This is a messenger RNA of Cylindrotheca closterium, 1683 nucleotides long. The record is from the annotation of a GenBank genome assembly. NCBI's taxonomy places the organism in Eukaryota, Bacillariophyta, Bacillariophyceae, Bacillariales, Bacillariaceae.
AUGCCGUCAGAUCCUCCACUAUUGGCCACUGAUCAAUACAGCGAAACUCCCAAUCUAGGCCCUGCACAAUCAGAUCUGGAACAGUCUCCACUGGAACGCCUUAUUCAACAAUCGACGUCCGAGCAGCAGCAGCAACAACAACAACAACAGGAUCAACAGGAUCAACAGCAAGAGAUAGAAUCGUCUUCUUCGUCGCCCCAGUUUUUCUUGGAAGAAGGCCCCACUUCGUUUAGCAUUGCACCACCAGCGCCACUACCACAAACGCCAGCUUCCAUGUUUUUGACACUGGGCGCUGCCUCCCUGUGCUUGUUGCAUGCAGGUUUACUUUGGGCAUCCUUUUUGUCCUCGGCUUGGUUCGAGACGCAUUUGCGAUUUACCGUCGACUGGUUGGAUGGCACCAAGGAUACCUUGCUGCACACUUCUACUUUAUCGUCGUUAUUAUCCGAGUUUCUCGAAGCCGACUUGAAUGGAGCUGCCGUGGCGUUGCUCUUGACAUCGAUGGUCUUGCCCUGUAUGUCCAUGAUUUUGACUUCCGGGUGGACCAUUUCAGAUCACGCGAAUCGAGCGAUUGUGCGAGGAACUUCUUCAGAUAAUAGAAGGAAUCCACAGCAACCCUUUAAAAGGAGCCGUCCGAUUGUGGAAUGGAUGCUACGGCUUUCCUUGGCAACUGUCUUUAGUCUGUCGAUAUUGGAUGUUGCCAUUGUAUCAAUCAGUUUGAUUGGAAAUGGAAGCGACGUGAGAAUUGUCAAUCGCACGAGCAAUGGAAUGUCUUGUUACACACUCGGAAUGGUACUCGGUUUGAUAGUCAUUGGAGUGUUGAGAUGGGCCAAGACCAAGACAAGUGUGCUGGCAUCUACUACUAUUACUACUACAAGUGCCAAUACUUCGCGGGUACUAGAACCUAAUGCAACGUCGUCAUCCUUUCACGCUCCGCCGAGCCACGCCUUUCAAUUGCCAUGGACCAGAAGCAUGGACAGUGACGCCAAUAAUAACAGCAGCCUGGCGGAUCAGACGGAACCUUUGUUGCCCAUUCAUGAAGAAUUUGCCGAGACUACUACCCGAAUGGUGCGACAGCGACGAAACGCCUUUGCUGGAUUGCCCACCUGGAAGAAGAUUGUUCUCUACGAAACCUCCUUGGGAGCCACCUUUUUGUUAAUACCCGCCUUGUUUCUCCCACUCUUUUCCAUUAAGUUUGGAGGUUUGGCGUCUCAAUUCAUUGAAGACCCAAAAAUCACCUUUCACUUUUGGCAAUUUCCAAAACUUUUACACAAUGAAGCGUAUUUGGCAGAAACGAAACAUUGGAUCAUGGUGUCGCAAGGCGCUUUUUUCUUCGUGUUUGUCUACAUUGUUCCGCUUGUGGCCACCUUUUUGGCCAUUGGAACCUGGAGGUCUGGACCAGCAACGAGCAAGCAUUGCUACAGGAUCCUCUACAUUAUUCAGCCUUGCUUGUGCAGUCUGGUCUUUGCCAUUUCCGUCUUGGUGGCGGUUCCAGCCUUUCGACCACUCGUGGCAAGACUUUUGAGCAACAAAACAUCUGGAAUUUGCACCGACUUUCAUUUGGUUACGAAUGACAACUGCUUGACAAUGGAGGGGCAGCCUAGACUGGGAGUUUGGUUUCUUUUUGCACAGUCCUUAUCGCUGGAGACUCUUGUAAUUCUAACGCUGAUAUGGCGAAAAAGUUAA